Chelonoidis abingdonii (Abingdon island giant tortoise) is the source of this 1775-nucleotide messenger RNA. RefSeq lists its product as uncharacterized. Gene Ontology annotation, molecular function: signaling receptor activity. Gene Ontology annotation, cellular component: cell surface. The record is from RefSeq and is a predicted model, not a curated record. NCBI's taxonomy places the organism in Eukaryota, Metazoa, Chordata, Testudines, Testudinidae.
CGCACUAAGGCAAGACCUCAGCCACUUCCUCAUGCAGCUGCAGUGUCGAUAGGGGAGAGCUCAGAGAAACGACACUUCCUAAAAAUCCAUUUCACUUUCCACGGGAUAUUCCAGCAAUGCCCCUUCUGUGGGCUUGAAGACAGGCAUGGAGUUGAGAUUCCUGCUGCUGUUGCUCUGCAUUUCAGGUUUCGAGGCACAAGAGUUUGACGCAGUGGUGAGCAGAGCGGAGGGGCAGAGGCUCAUUGUUGAGUGUCACUACAAUUACUGGGACUACAGUGCAACACCGAAAACCUGGUGCCAGCUGAGAGAUGAGAAAUGCUUUCCAUUAGUUAGCACCUCUUACACAUCAGAUAGAUACCAGAACAAGGUUACAUCUGGAAGAGCCACGAUAGAGGAUGACACCGGCAAUGCGAUUGUAACCAUCACCAUGGAGAAGCUGCAGGUGCAGGACUCCGGCGUGUACUGGUGCGCGCGCUAUUACCUGCCCAGUACAAUGUAUCCACUAAAGACAAUUAAAUUGGAUGUUUCCAAGGAAGUCCAAGAAUACGAUGCUAUUGAGGGGCAGAGUCUCUCUGUCCAGUGUCCAUACAACAUACAGGAUUACAAAGGGGUGAAGAAAGCCUGGUGCAGAAGUACAGUUCAGAAAGGAUGUGAUGUCUUGGUCAACACUGGUCACAGAUCCUACAGAUAUCAAAACUGGGCUCAGAAAGGCAGAGCCAGGAUACAUGACGACACCCAGACAGGGAUUGUUACUAUCACCAUGGAGAAUCUGCAGGCAGACGAUGCAGGGGUGUACUGGUGUGCAUACUACAAGCCUCCCAGGCUUUACAGAAUAAUUGAAGUUAAACUGGCUGUUACCAAGGCUACAACUACAAGUGUCGUCCCAGUUACCUCAAGCACAGGUCACACCAGCCUAAUCCUUAGCACGGCUAGUGCUGGGGUCACCCCAGCAGACAUCAGCCUCUUGAAUGAGAGAAACUUCAUCAUCCUCGGCGUGGUCCUGGGAGUCUUUAUCCUGGCGCUUAUAGGCUUGGUGAUAUUGUGCACCCGGAAAUCCAAGCAGCUGAAGACAAAAGGUGAUGGACAAGCUGAAGCCAUCUAUGAAGAACCCAGGAACGACACAGUGUCUCAGGGCUUCAGCAACGUGUACGAUCCCAAGGACAACAAACAGGAGAUGCCACAAGACCUAAAAUAUGCCACCUUGGCCUUUAAAUCCAGACCUAGUCCCAGGGAAUCUGUCUACGCCAAUAUCACGCCAAGUCGAGCUCUGGAGAUACCCCACACCAGGUCUCCCACUGAGCCUGUGGAAUACGCCAGCAUUUCACUCAAGCCAUUAGCAUCAGGCGCCAAAUCAUGAUCUCAAGAACCCUGAAUAGCCCAGCAGUGAAACAGAAGAGACUGAGCUGGAACACUGCUGAGAGGGAAGCGUGUGUGCAUGCUAGAGAAGAAGUCUUUGCUAUGUUCAUAUUUAACAUGUAUAUUUAAAGACCUGCCUCAGGUCAGAGGCUUGCAGAAAAAUUUAUCACUGGCAAUUGGGUAAAAUGCAGCUGCUUUUGGAGAAACAGCACAGGAAGAUCAAGAGAACGAAGGACACUCCUCAGGACUCAGGCUGGGGGAAUAUGGACAGGCAUUGUCAUCUCAAACCCACGCAAACGUUGUAUGUGUAGGAUUCUGACUCAGAUGUUACAGGGUUCUGCUUCCCCUUGGGAGAGUGACAGAGAAUGAGUGGGGUGGAGGGGAAGGGGAAUAAAUAUACUGAUGAUGUGUGAACUGCA